AAAUUAAUAUUAUACCAAUGGGAAAUACGCGUAUAAAGGUACAACACGUAACACAAAUUAUUCCAGUAACAAGUGACCAUCGUAAGAAAAAGUUCUUAAGUGGACUGUGUUAAAAUAUUUCCUUUGUAACACUCUUAUCGAAAUGCUAAAAAAGUCAUUACUAUUACUGAGCUUGAUUUUCUGCUACCUACAUGACUAUGGCCUAUGUGUUACCACAUUACCUGAUCCAACCGAAUUGUGUGGCUUUUUUAAGGAUGGUAUUCGUCUUCGAAAACCCGGUUCAUGCACAGAAUAUAUACAUUGUUCCAACUCCACAGGUGUUAUAUAUUCGUGCCCGUCACCGCAAAAAUUUGAUCGCAAGGCUCAACGUUGUGUCUUAGAAUCCAAUCUCUCUGAUGUUGAUGACUAUUGCCGCAAUCGUUGCCUUAAUAUUAACGAUAAAUGGGUAACAGAUCCAGCUACUUGCAAGGGAUAUUUCUACUGUAAAAAUGGUCAACCAAUACAGGGUUAUUGUACAAAUGGUUAUUACUUUAAUGAGGCAAAAUCGAUGUGCGAUUUUGAGAAUGUAAAAUUGUGUAAUAUAGUACCGGAAAUAUGUGACUUAGUACCGGACGGAACGAAAUACCGUAGUUCGACAAACUGCAAUUCCUAUUACAUCUGUAACAAUGGCAAAAGUCAGAGCAAAACAUGCCCAAACUACUACAAUUUGCAAACCGAAUCCUGUGUGAAAAAUUUACCUGAUUAUCCUUGCGUGCCAAAAUUUAAAUGCAGCAGCAGCAUCAGCGGUACCAAACGCAAAGGCUUCUUUACCGAUGGUAUAUCAUGUCGUGGAUAUUUUCUUUGUCGCGAUUUUGGAAAAGAAGAAGACUUGGAACCAUUAUUUUUGCAAUGUCCAGUUGGUAAAUUAUUUGACGGAAAAACACAAUCUUGCACUGAGCCUUACGAAUCGGAUUGCAAAUUCGAUCGAUGCCAAGGUCAGGGUGAUAGGCUCGUUCAAACUAAUGAUGACAAUUGCAGAAGCUAUAUAACUUGCAGAAAUGGUGAGAAAAUAAAUACGAAGCGGUGUAGUGGCGACAAAUUCUUUGAUGAAAAGUUACAGGCUUGUGUGUACACCAUAAUUUCCUACAAGAGUUGUGAUGGAAUCAACACUUGCGAACAUUGUAAACCGUGAAAACAUUUAUUUAAAUAAUUGUAUUUAUCGAGGAAAUAGAAAAAUAUCAAUUCACUUAAAACUUGAUAAAAUAUAUAUUCAUAAAAUAAUUUAACAA
This is a messenger RNA of Zeugodacus cucurbitae (melon fly), 1268 nucleotides long. RefSeq names its product peritrophin-44. NCBI's taxonomy places the organism in Eukaryota, Metazoa, Arthropoda, Insecta, Diptera, Tephritidae. Gene Ontology annotation, molecular function: chitin binding. The transcript has 3 exons. Gene Ontology annotation, cellular component: extracellular region. The record is from RefSeq and is a predicted model, not a curated record. Bases 143 to 1171 code for a protein of 342 amino acids.